Messenger RNA from Mucor velutinosus, 717 nucleotides. RefSeq lists its product as uncharacterized. The transcript has 2 exons. NCBI's taxonomy places the organism in Eukaryota, Fungi, Mucoromycota, Mucoromycetes, Mucorales, Mucoraceae. Bases 1 to 717 code for a protein of 238 amino acids. The record is from RefSeq and is a predicted model, not a curated record.
AUGCGCUUCACAUCUGUGCUUGUAGGGCUAUCAGUGCUUGCUGUGAUUGCAAAUGGCCAGCAACAACAAGGCAAUGAACAGGUAGUUGAUGGCACUCGUCAACCAAACGACAUUGUAUUAGAUCAAGAAGUUUUAUUCCCUGCCAGUUUGUUAGACAGUGCUCAACUCCAAUCCAUCGAAGCUCAACUACAACAGCCCGACAAUUACUUGUCCAAUAUUCCUCAAGAAGCCAAAGACAAGGACGUGGACAAUCAGGAUCAAGGUACUGGCGAUGACAAUGAUGACGAUGACGAUGAUGGUGAUGACAUUGAUGGCGAUGAUGGCGAUGACGAUGAUGGUGAUGACGAUGGAGACGAAGAUGAUGAAGAAGAUGGAGGAGAGGAAGCAGAAGAUUGGGUUAAUGUGGCUGAUGAAUCACUUACAAAAGACUUGAUUCUAAAACAAAACCAUAUUCUGACUACAUCAUGGAGUGCUUCUGAUUCAUCUUCUUAUCCCAUUAUUAUUGACACUGAUUUUGUAUUCAAUCCAAUUACAUUGGCACCAGAAAGUUCACGUACUAGUGCUACGAUAACAGCCGCUGCUACAGCUGCAGUUAGAAAUAAGAAAAAGAUCAGGCCAGACUCUAGUGCUGUUUCUUCAAAUACAUUGACCUCAUGGUCAAUGGCAAUUCCAUUCGCAGUAUUAAGCGCAAGCUAUUUAUUCAACUUGUAUAUCUAA